Messenger RNA from Onychostoma macrolepis, 4633 nucleotides. RefSeq names its product endoplasmic reticulum chaperone BiP-like. The record is from RefSeq and is a predicted model, not a curated record. Lineage: Eukaryota; Metazoa; Chordata; Actinopteri; Cypriniformes; Cyprinidae. The transcript is spliced from 8 exons. Gene Ontology annotation, cellular component: endoplasmic reticulum lumen; cytoplasm; endoplasmic reticulum chaperone complex. Gene Ontology annotation, molecular function: ATP-dependent protein folding chaperone; ATP binding; ATP hydrolysis activity. Bases 898 to 2919 code for a protein of 673 amino acids. Gene Ontology annotation, biological process: protein refolding; endoplasmic reticulum unfolded protein response; cellular response to unfolded protein.
UUCAAGGGCUUCAUGAGGUUUGAGUACAAAGUUAUGGGGUCUAUCCCAUCAGGUGCUGUUGCUUUACUGAAAGGUUUCCUAUUCUUUGUCACCAGUUUCUCUUAAUUUGGUUGAUACUUUUGUUGGAAGGUUGUGCUUUGCUUCUCCCUGCAAAAAUAAUAAUAGGAUAGUCCGCUCAUUAUUUCAGCAGAAUAUUAUUACUCUGUCAGCUGUGUGACUGCUUAAUGCAGUGAGUAACACCUGCUGGAAAAUAUGUGGAUGCUUCCUCAUACUGUUAUUAACUAACAAAGUAAAGGAGAUUUCUUACAAAAUAAUUCAUAAGUUUUAUCCUGCAAAUCAUUACAUUUUGGGAUGACUCUGCUCUGAUGACUGUUGUUCAUCAUUUUUUAGAACUAUCCAUUCACAAAGGAAUUUUGGCAAGACAUUUUAGGUUUCAUAAGGAGUAAAAUUUAUAUGUGUCCUGUUUUGGAAGGACGUGGUGCUGGGUUUUGAAUAUGAAAAGCCUAAAAGAAAACAAUUUACGUAGUGAAUCUGAUUUUGUUUCUUAUAAAAUUCCACAUUCUCAGAUGCAAAUAUUCAAACUCCAGACCUCUCUAUUUCGUUUUCAAUAAAGAAUUUGAGCAAUGCCUGUCAUUGAUCCAAUUGUCUAAGAACAAAAAAGCUUUAAAAACUUUAUCUAUUGGUAACUCUUUUCCUAUCUUUAAUUACAUGCAAGUCUCAAAUAAUUUGUUUCAGUUUGUAAUGUGUUAAACACCCCCUUUUUUGUCAUUGUCUAUAAUUUUUAUUUGAAAUAGACGUAAAAUAGCCGUUUAUUAGAUGCCCUGACUUGUGACCUUUAUGACCUUAAAGUACUCAUUACAGAAAUCAGUGUCCAUUUGACACAAGAUCAACAUCAAAAUGCGAUUGCUUUGCCUGUUCCUGCUGGUGGCCAGUAGUUCCUGCUGGUGGUUUACCACAGAGGACGACAAGAAGGAAAGUGACAAGAAGGAAAGUUACAGGAAGGAAAUUGUUGGGACAGUGAUUGGAAUAGACCUUGGGACGACCUACUCAUGUGUUGGAGUGUUCAAGAACGGCCGUGUGGAGAUCAUCGCUAAUGACCAGGGAAACCGCAUCACUCCAUCAUACGUGGCCUUCACCACCGAAGGUGAGCGUCUCAUCGGAGACGCUGCGAAGAACCAGCUGACCUCCAACCCUGAGAACACCGUCUUUGAUGCCAAGAGGUUGAUCGGCCGCACAUGGGGCGACUCGUCUGUGCAGCAGGACAUUAAAUACUUUCCCUUUAAGGUUAUUGAGAAGAAGAACAAGCCUCACAUCCAGCUGGACAUUGGAUCAGGUCAGAUGAAGACUUUCACCCCUGAGGAAAUCUCUGCUAUGGUUCUGACUAAAAUGAAGGAAACUGCGGAGGCUUACCUGGGAGAGAAGGUCACACAUGCUGUGGUCACUGUUCCCGCUUAUUUCAAUGAUGCCCAGCGCCAGGCCACCAAAGAUGCAGCAACUAUCGCUGGUCUGAAUGUCAUCAGAAUCAUCAAUGAGCCAACCGCCGCCUCUAUUGCUUAUGGUCUGGACAAGAAGGACGGUGAGAAGAACAUCCUGGUGUUUGAUCUCGGUGGCGGCACCUUUGACGUUUCCCUGCUGACCAUCGAUAACGGCGUCUUUGUGGUGGUGGCCACUAAUGGAGACACUCACCUCGGCGGGGAAGACUUCGAUCAGCGUGUCAUGGAGCACUUCAUCAAGCUCUACAAGAAGAAGACCGGAAAGGAUGUGCGCAAGGACAACCGCGCCGUGCAGAAGCUGCGUCGUGAGGUGGAGAAGGCCAAGAGAGCGCUGUCCACCCAGCAUCAGGCCCGCAUCGAGAUCGAGUACUUCUUCAGGGGUGAAGACUUCUCCGAGACGCUGACCCGCGCCAAGUUUGAGGAGCUCAACAUGGACUUGUUCCGCUCCACAAUGAAACCAGUGCAGAAGGUUCUGGAAGAUGCUGACCUGAGCAAGUCUGACAUUGACGACAUCGUUCUGGUCGGCGGCUCCACUCGUAUUCCCAAGAUCCAGCAGCUGGUGAAGGAGUUCUUCAACGGCAAGGAGCCGUCCAAAGGUAUCAACCCCGAUGAGGCCGUGGCUUACGGAGCCGCCGUCCAGGCCGGAGUCAUGACAGGAGAAGAGGACACUGGUGACUUGGUUAUUCUGGAUGUUUGCCCUUUGACCCUGGGAAUUGAGACGGUUGGAGGAGUGAUGACCAAACUCAUUCCCAGGAACACCGGUGUGCCCAUCAAGAAAUCCCAGCCUUUCACCACCACUUCUGACAACCAGCAAAUCGUGGCCAUCAAAGUUUAUGAAGAAUCUGUUCUCUUUUCCUGCAUCUUUCCAGGUGAGCGUUCGUUGACCAAGGAUAACAACCUCCUGGGCACCUUUGACCUGACCGGCAUCCCUCCGGCUCCCCGUGGAGUCCCUCAGAUCGAGGUGACCUUUGAGAUCGAUGUCAACAGCAUCCUGCGCGUCACCGCCGAGGACAAGGGCACGGGCAACAAGAACAAGAUCACCAUCACCAAUGACCAGAACCGGCUGACGCCAAAAGACAUCGAGCGCAUGGUGAACGAGGCCAAGCUCUUUGCCGACGAGGACAAGAAGUUGAAGGAGCGCAUCGACGCCCGCAACGAGCUGGAGAGCAACACCUACUACAUAAAGAACCAGAUCGGGGACAAAGAGAAGCUGGGCGGCAAGCUGUCGUCCGACGAUAAGGAGGCCAUCGAGGAGGCCAUCAAGGAGAAGAUCGAGUGGCUGGAGUCUCACCAGAACGCAGAUCUCGAGGACUUCCAGGCCAAGAAGAAGGAGCUUGAGGAAGUCGUGCAGCCAAUCAUAAGCAAGCUAUACGGCAGCGCGGGCGGCCCGCCGCCGGAGGAGGACGACGAGAAGGACGAGUUGUAGACCAUUCAGGCUAGUUGCAUUGACACCUUCGACUCUCUAGGUGUAUAUAUUGAACAUGAUAGACAUUUUUGUAUGAGACGGGUGAAUGUUAAGCCUCAAAUCUCUUCAGGAAAGACUUGUGGGUUAAAGAGUUGCGUUUGUUAUUUUAUUUUCUCUUCAUUCUGGUGAAGAUUUUGUGGUCUGUCAAUUAGAGGUGGGGGGAAAAAAUUGAUUCAAUUCUAACUUCUAACUUCUUUUUUUCUAAAGGGUUAAAUUUCUUUAACUACUAGUUAUUGGCACGUUAGAGUUAUUCGUCACAGUAAGCCGCAAAAAAGGACUCAAUGCCGUGUUGAUGCUGACGGACACACAGCCGAAGUGUGAGCAAAAAUUCCUCCUCUUAGAUGCAUGCAAUUCCGAAAUUAGUUCUCUUUCACAGCUUAUUGCACUUAAGCGGUCAAAUACACACACAAUUAUGUCAAUAUGCACAUUGUGUGGAGUAUUCGCAUUAACGCAGUCUAUUAUGUCAUACGUGAAUGUAAACAGUUCGGAGCAAAUCAGAUGUGUAACAGUAUAUCAGAUCCGUGCAUUUGUUCUUAAAGCGACAGCUGACUAAUAAACAUGUUGCCGUCUGUUACAUCAAUGUUAAUCAAAAAAAAAAACCCUGAAUCACUUUUGUAUUUUUAUUAUGAAUCAAUUUAUAUGUAGUUCAUACAGUGAACACUAUACUAUUUUAUAUUUGAUUAUUUCUGUAGUAACUCUUAACACACAUUAAACUUAGGUUAAUGUACCUGAAAAACUUAAAGUUUAUUCCAUUUGAAUAUUAUGUUUAUUGUGUAGACUGAAGUCAGCUUAAAUGGCAUUUGUUUUAUAAUAAUGGAUUGAUGGAUUUCAAGGUCUACAUUUAAUUCACUGAGAUUUUUUCUUCAAGACCUAUUAAAAUGUCUACUGCAGUCAAAAAGGAAACGUAAACUAGUAAAUUAACACAAAACAGUAAACUAGAAUAAAAUCUAUGCAUAAACCCCAGGCUCAAUGCUGCGAGAUGUAAACUAAGAAUUCAGAAAAAAAAGUCAGAAUUGCAAGAUAUAAUCUCAUAAUUCAGAGGGGGGGAAAUCAGAAUUGCGAGUUUAUAUCGGUCUAUCUCGCAAAUUCUGACUUUAUUCUCAGAUUUGCAAAAACAAAGUCUGAAUUGUCUGAUAAAAAGUCGGAAACAUGCUUCCAUAGAAAAUAGUGCACAUCUGCAUUGCAAAAUUAGCUGGAUAUUUGACAGUGAUCCAGUAGUCAAAAUAUUUAUGACUGAAUAUGCUCUGCUCUUCUGGAAAAGGAGGGACAAGCAGUUAAAUAAGCCAGUGUGAAGCCAAUAUGUGUUUAAAAACUAUAAUUUGUAUAGACCGUAUGCUGGGAGGAUGGCACAGAAGAGGCAAAUGUGGUGUUAUUACCAUUUAAAAUAGCUAUUUGUUUUGUAAAAUGUAGUUUAUUCCUGUAAAUACAUUUUUAGGAUUCUUAGAAUAGAAAGUUCAAAACAAAAGCAUUUAUUUGAAAUUGAUUUUUUAAUGAUUUCUGAAGGAUCAUGUGGCACUGAAGUCUGUGGUAAUGAUGCUGAAAAUACAGCUUUGAUCACAGCAAUCAAUUACAUUUUGCAAUUGUAAAAUUGUACAAUUACAGUUCAGUUGUAAUAAUAUCUCAAAAUAUUACUAUUUUCACUGUGUUUCUGAUCAAAUAAAUGCAGUGUUGGUGA